Aspergillus calidoustus is the source of this 471-nucleotide messenger RNA. The record is from the annotation of a GenBank genome assembly. Lineage: Eukaryota; Fungi; Ascomycota; Eurotiomycetes; Eurotiales; Aspergillaceae.
AUGUCUUACGAUCGAGUUCUCCCCAAGCCUGUUGCUCAGCAUUAUGAUUCACCCCAAGUCUCUCUAUCAAGGCCAACCAGCAACCUACUCGAACACAAGAUCAUGAACGACGACAUUGUCAUGGCCGAGCAUCGGCCAGAGCCUGUCCCUACUCCCUCUUAUCGUUACGCAGAGAGUCUGCCUAAGGUCAACCUGCUGUCGCUCCAUCGGUCCAGAGUUGGCGGGAACCAGGCGUCUCCUUCGCCCCCAACUCCCCUCGAAGCUCCCAGACCAGCCACUGCUCUGUCGUCCAAGACCGUCCUGUAUCGAGACCAGUCUUCAGUGUCCGAGCGUUCAUCGUCUUCCAGCCCAGUAAAGUCGGCAGCUCCCACUCAGCCACCCAGUUCUGUCUAUGUGAACCGGACCACAAGAUUGCUCGACCACGUAAUUGUUUCAUUCUCUACCGUCAGCAUUAUCAGGCAGCGGUGGUAG